UGGUGUUAUUUGACGGUUGCGUUGCUUUCGUCGGAUUUAGUGGAUGUUGGAGUAGUACUUUUAGUCAGAAGUACUAAAACAUGGAUAAUCAAGUAUUUGAAUCGACGGCGGAGCGAACGUUCCAGUAUCAGGCGUCCCUGCCUUCUCUACCAGUCCCGUCAUUGGAAGGAACUUUGAGUAAAUACCUGGAAGCAGUGAAGCCAUUUGCAACAGAAGAGGAGUUUCAAGCAACAACUGAGAUUGUAAAACGAUUUGGGGAAGGCCUUGGCAAAGACUUGCACCAGAAAUUAUUGCAGAGAGCCAGGACCAAAAGGAACUGGCUGGAGGAAUGGUGGCUGGACACUGCCUACCUGGAGGUCCGCAUGCCAUCUCAACUGAAUGUGAAUUUUGGCGGCCCUGCCCCCUACCUAGAGCACUCCUGGCCCCCCCAGGAAGGCACCCAGCUGGAGAGGACCAGCAUCAGCACGUGGCACAGCCUGCAGUACUGGGACCUCAUCCGCACGGAACGGCUAGCCAUUCACAAGGCCGGCAACAUACCGCUCGACAUGGACCAGUUCCGCAUGCUCUUCUGUACUUGCAAAGUGCCUGGCAUCACCAAGGAUACCAUUCUCAAUUACUUUAAGACUGAGAGCGAAGGCCCCUGCCCCUCCCACGUGGUGGUCAUGUGCCGCGGGAGGAUGUUCAGUUUCGACGCCCUCUGCGACGGCCGCAUCCUCACGCCGCCUGAGAUCCUGAGGCACCUUAUCUACAUCAAACAGUGCUGUGAAGGGGAGCCGGAGGGAGAGGGGAUCGCAGCCCUGACCAGUGAGGAGAGGACCCGCUGGGCGAAGGCUCGGGAAUAUCUCAUCGGCCUUGACCCCAUGAACAAGACCAUACUGGAGACCAUUCAGAGCAGUUUGUUUGUAGUGUCCCUGGAUGACUCCAAGCCUUACUCGACGCCUGAGGACUAUUCAGCUAUGGCAUUACAAUCACUGACUGGGGACCCAACUGUACGCUGGGGAGACAAAUCUUACAACUCCAUCUCUUUCUCAGAUGGAACUUUGGCUUCAAAUUGUGAUCAUGCGCCAUACGAUGCCAUGGUGUUGGUGUCGUACUGCUACUACGUGGAUCAGAAGCUGAAGGCCAGCGAGGGCAGGUGGAAAGGCCCAGAGACGGUCCGGGACAUGCCACUGCCCGAGGAGCUGGUGUUCACUGUGGACGACAAAGUCAGGAGUGACAUCGCACAGGCCAAGCGGCAGUACCAGGAAACUACUCAGAACUUGCAGAUUGUGUGCUAUGCAUUCACUGACUUUGGAAAAGCUGCGAUCAAGAAAAGGAAGCUUCACCCAGAUACAUUUGUCCAGCUGGCACUUCAGCUGGCCUAUUACCGGCUUUAUGGAAAGCCCGGGAGCUGUUACGAGACAGCCACCACCCGGCGCUUCUACCACGGGCGCACGGAGACCAUGAGGCCCUGCACUCUGGAGGCCCAGCAGUGGUGCCGGGCCAUGCUGGACCCCACCGUCAGCGCGGACAACAAGCGCAAGAAAUUGUUGGCGGCCUUCGCUAAGCACAACAAGCUAAUGGGAGAGGCUCAGAACGGCAAAGGUUUUGACCGCCAUCUCCUGGGCUUGUACCUGAUCGCCAAGGAAGAAGGCCUUCCUGUGCCUGACCUUUACACAGACCCGCUAUAUGCCAAAAGUGGAGGAGGAGGAAAUUUCGUUCUGUCGACCAGCUUGGUGGGCUACACCACAGUGCUGGGUGCUGUCGCUCCCAUGGUUCCUCACGGAUACGGAUUCUUCUAUCGCAUCCGAGACGACAGGAUUGUGGCUUCCUGCUCCGCUUGGAAGUCCUGCCCAGAGACGGAUGCAGAGAAGUUCUACCAGAACCUCUGCACCUCCUUCCGGGACAUGCUGCAGCUCAUGACCCUGUCCCAGCUGUAGAGCAAAGCAUGAUGGGACAGCUAUGAGCAGAGCAAACCA
Messenger RNA from Megalops cyprinoides (Indo-Pacific tarpon), 1958 nucleotides. It is a transcript of the gene crot, whose product is annotated as carnitine O-octanoyltransferase. The record is from RefSeq and is a predicted model, not a curated record. The coding region runs from base 81 to 1919 and encodes 612 amino acids. The transcript is spliced from 17 exons. NCBI's taxonomy places the organism in Eukaryota, Metazoa, Chordata, Actinopteri, Elopiformes, Megalopidae. Gene Ontology annotation, molecular function: carnitine O-octanoyltransferase activity. Gene Ontology annotation, cellular component: peroxisome.